Messenger RNA from Sesamum indicum (sesame), 1212 nucleotides. RefSeq names its product plant intracellular Ras-group-related LRR protein 6-like. The record is from RefSeq and is a predicted model, not a curated record. Gene Ontology annotation, molecular function: protein binding. Lineage: Eukaryota; Viridiplantae; Streptophyta; Magnoliopsida; Lamiales; Pedaliaceae. Gene Ontology annotation, cellular component: cytoplasm.
GCUAGCUUGCUAGAUUCAUCAUUGGUUAUGAGGAUGGAUACGAGGAGUAAGAGUCGGAUGCAGAUGGGGAGCAGACGGAGGAGGGUGAUGGAGGAAGACGAAAACAAUAAGCUCGAAAUAGUUGAUCUUAGUGGGAUGUGUUUGGAAGCUGUCCCCAAUCUCCCUCUCAAUUUAGCCAUUAUCUCCAAGUUAGACCUCUCCAACAACAAUCUCCAGAGUAUUCCAGAAUCAUUGACAGCACGUCUACUGAACGUUGUCAUAUUAGACGUGCGUUCCAAUCAGCUAAACUCCCUCCCAAAUUCGAUUGGAUGUCUGUCGAAGCUCAAGGUUUUGAACGUGUCAGGCAAUCUUCUUCACUCACUUCCUAGAACCAUAGAGAACUGCAGAUCUCUUGAAGAGCUGAAUGCCAAUUUCAACAAGCUAACCCAAUUACCAGACACAAUAGGAUUUGAGCUGCAGAACCUGAAAUACCUUUAUGUCAACUCCAACAAGCUUUCGUUCCUCCCUCGCUCGACAUCCCACUUGACCAAUCUACGAGUGCUAGACGUGCAUCUCAACUGCCUCAGGUCCCUCCCGGAAGAUCUUGAAAACCUCAUAAAACUUCAAGUCCUCAACGUCAGCCAAAAUUUUCACUACUUGACUACACUUCCAUACUCAAUAGGCCUUCUCAUAUCUCUAGUUGAAUUGGAUGUCAGCUACAACAGGAUCACAGCCCUACCGGAAUCCAUCAUCUGUCUCAAGAAGCUGCAGAAGCUGAGCGUUGAAGGGAAUCCGCUCGUCUCGCCCCCCAUGGACGUUAUCGAGCAGGGAUUGCAUGUCGUCAAAGAGUAUUUGAGUGAUAAGAUAAACGGGACGCAUGAGAACUCGAGUAAGAAGAAUUCGUGGUUUGGGAAGCUGGCGAAAUGGGGUAGCUUUAAUGGCGUAAAUGCAUUAUCUGUUGAUGGUAGAGAAGGGCUCUUUACACUAAGUCCUCGUAGGUCGGUCGAUGGCCUGGCUUCUCCACGGUACAUGGGGAUGUUUUCUCCAAGAAGACUCUUUUCGCCCAAGUCCUAGGUUUCAAGAUGAAGUUGUGCAUACGCACACACACAUUAGUAUAUGAGUCCUUGCUAAGGUUGAAAUAUCCUGGCUUUUCUUGGUCUUUUUUGCUGUAACAUAUAGUAUUGGUGUGCACGCAUGCAUGUGUAACUAAAUACCUUCAUAGUUCAUAGUAUG